Mesorhabditis belari is the source of this 2289-nucleotide messenger RNA. NCBI's taxonomy places the organism in Eukaryota, Metazoa, Nematoda, Chromadorea, Rhabditida, Rhabditidae. The record is from the annotation of a GenBank genome assembly.
AUGAAGGUAGAACACAUCUAUUACUGGCCUGGCGAUCAUAUUUCUAUCACGUGCAAAGUUUGUCAACGAGGUCUCGAUUCAAAUGGGAAGAACAAAACGUGGGGUUGGGCCGCAAAAGUAUACGACUUUUUCGAUCAUUACCAGAAGAAUAAGAAGUUGCAACACGCGGAUGUUGGCGUGCAAUUUUUACCACUAAAGUCCGAGAUCAAUACAAGAUCGGAAGAAUUCGAUGGAUCAGGGAAUUCUGAUCCGUCUUACAUGCCCGGAAAUCGGUCGUUUGUUGUUUUUAUUGGAGAAAUAAGAAUUCAGGCCACAAAGCACGGAUCUUUCCCCCAUAUCCGACGACAAAAGUUGGAACCGAUUGGCAAUACGUUACACAUUCAUAAUACUGAAGCAAGGGCGGCUGGUGUAUAUUUUUGCUACGAUGACACCGGGCUCAAUUUGGUCCGCUAUUUCUAUAUUCUCCACGCGAUGACGCCGAUCAAUCGAGUAAAUUGGAUGGAUGAUGCUAAUUUGAAGAAUCGUCUUCAGCUGAGUCCGGAUAUGGGCAAAAUGGUCUGUGAAUCGCCGGACAAAAAGGAUUUGUUCCCGCUUCCAUAUCAAUGUGGCAAUGACUGCGGGAAACCGAUUUAUAUGUACCCGGAUACUCAAUGGAAAUUCAACUGGCGUCCCAUCAUCUAUAAACCCGAAAAUGAGCCUAUCUGUGAUAAGGGUGAUCUUAAAUGCGAACAAUAUCUGAAACUUCACCCCAACACCAGUGGUCUAGCGAUACGAAAACCAACUACUACGCCAGCGAUUCGCGAUGGAGACAAUGUAUUAGAUGAUCUGAUCAAUCCGAAAGGAUUUCCGAUUGGGCUUAUAUGGUUUGAUGAAAAACCUGAUUGGCCCGACAUCACAUCGAUCAAAUCGUUUCGAUUAUGGAGGUAUAAGCAUCAUGGUUUGCAAGGCGCCGAAGUCGCUGAAGUUUGUCAACGAGGUCUCGAUUCAAAUGGGAAGAUCAAAACGUGGGGUUGGGCCAGAAAAGUAUACGACUUUUUCGAUCAUUACCAGAAGAAUAAGAAGUUGCAACUCGCGGAUGUUGGCGUGCAAUUUUUACCACCCAAUUCCGGGAUCAAUACAAUAUUGUACGAAUUCGAUGGAUCAGGGGAUUCUGAUCCGUCUUACAUGCCCGAAAAUCGAAUUCAGGCCACAAAGCACGGAUUUUUGCCCCAUAUUCGACGACAAACGUUCGAACAAAUUGGCAAUACGUUACACAUUCAUAAUGCUGAAGCAAGGGCGGCUGGUGUGUAUUUUUGCUACGAUGACACCGCGAUCAAUCUGUUCCGCUAUUUAAUUCAGGCCACAAAGCACGGAUCUUUCCCCCAUAUCCGACGACAAAAGUUGGAACCGAUUGGCAAUACGUUACACAUUCAUAAUGCUGAAGUAAGGGCGGCUGGUGUAUAUUUUUGCUACGAGGACACCGCGAUCCAUUUGGUCCGCUAUUUCUAUAUUCUCCACGCAAUGACGCCGAUCAAUCGAGUGAAUUGGAUGGAUGAUGCUAAUUUAAAGAAUCGUCUUCAGCUGAGUCCGGAUAUGGGCAAAAUGGUCUGUGAAUUGCCGGACAAAAAGGGUUUAUUAAAUUCUCCACAUCAGUGUCCCAAUGGCUGCGGGAAACCGAUUUAUGGUGAUCUUAAAUGCGAACAAUAUCUGAAACUUCACCCCAACACCAGUGGCCUAGCAAUACGAAAAGUGCCGGAGACUGCGAUACAUCUGCAUGUUUUUAAACGAUCGAUCAAUGAUAGACCAUUCUACACGGAUGUGGCGUUGGCUUUUCGAUGGGAGCCAUGGAGUAGAUGCGAUUCGGGAAGAACACAUCAACGCCGAGAGGGACACUGUGUUUUGCAGCUCGUCGAUGGUAAAAACAAAACGAACGCGGGAAAUACUAGUACCGAAGCAACGAGGUGGAUGUCUCGAUUGGAUAGCAUUUUCAGGCUUUCUGGAAGAAAGAAUACGACAUUUGUGAGAUUGCACAGUUCAACUUUGAUGACGAUGAUCAUGGAUCAACCAGUGAAGACCGAUUGUGGGACAAGAGAAAGAUCGAAGAGUGUUCAAAAGAUUGACGAGUUUUAUGAACAGGUAAUCUUUCCGUCGUUGGACAUCCCGGGAGAACAAUUCAACCGAAAGAAAUUCACAUUGAACAACGAGUGGAGGGCUUGUUUUAAGUACACACACUCGGGUGAAAAUGCGGGAAGUAAUGGAUCGUAUUCGGAUAUUGUUGGCACCUAUGUGAUCGAAACAAAGCAAUGUCCU